This is a messenger RNA of Adineta steineri, 2685 nucleotides long. Lineage: Eukaryota; Metazoa; Rotifera; Eurotatoria; Adinetida; Adinetidae. The record is from the annotation of a GenBank genome assembly.
AUGCUAAAUAGUUAUCCAAUUUAUAAUCCAACAACAAAUAAUUUACGUCGUAAUAGUCUUAAUUCUACUUUACCAUUAACGAAAUAUCGUCGAAAUUCAUUUUUACCUUCAACACCAUUAAUUUUAUCCCAACAAACAUAUACAGAAUAUUCUGAUGAUUAUUUCUCAUCAUCCUCAUCAUCAACUUCAACAACAAAUAAUAAUAAUAAUAAUCAAUCAAAAAUUAACGAAAUCCCAAUAAAUCUUUUUUCGGAAUCUAAAGAUGAUAAUAGUCUUUCAUUUCUUGAUAGUCUUGAUCUUACAAAUAAUUUAAUAUCGUCAACAAAUGAUGACAAUCUAUUUAAUGAGAAAAAUUUAUCGGAUUUAUCAACACCAUCACCUGUUAUUUCAUCUCCUCAAUCUACAAUUCAAUGUGUACGUAUUAUUCGUCGAAAUGAUACAACUCCUAUCCAAGCAAAUUCAAAUUCGAAUUCAAAUCAACGACGUGUUGUACGUGUCAUCCGAUUAAGUAAUUCUACACGUACAACAGAACAAUCUCCAUCGUCAUCAUCAUCAUCAUCAAAUGUAUAUAUUGUUCGAAAAAGUGAUCUAACGCCAACUGUUCAUAUAAAUCCUGCCGUUCAACAUGUUAUUGCAAAAACAAAUAAUAAUAAUAAUAAUAAUAAUCCUAAUCCUAAUCCUAUAGAUGAAAAUAAUCAAAUAAAUAAAUUUUAUGGUUCAACAAUAUCAAUAUUUGGUAUUGAAUUUACUGUUGUAUCACAUGAAACAAAUUCUACAGAUAAAUGUGCAUCACUUGUACAAAAUAUGAAUGACACAACGAUAAAAACAAAUGUACAGACAACAAACAAAAUAAAUGAUAUUCAUAAAUUAUUCUCAAGAAUUUAUCGAUGUGUACUUUGUUCAGCGGAAUUUAAUGUUUACGAAGAUUUUGUUUCACAUGGUAGUGGACAUUUACAAGAUUUAUCAUUAAAACCACUUGAAACAGCAUCUGUUUUUCGUCGACGGUCAUAUCGAUGUCUUCUACCGCAUUGCAAUGCAAGAAUUGAAAGUGAAACUGAAAGUCCUCGUAUACUUGAUCAAUUAUUCCGUCGACAUCUUCUUAGUCAUGUUGGUACACAUCCAUUUAAAUGUCAUAUAUGUAAAAGUAAAUUUCAACGAAUACAAAAUUAUCGUGUUCAUUUAGCAUAUCAUGAAGAAAUGAACAGUCCUUCAUUACAGUGUAAAAAAUGUUUAAAAAAAUUUCCAACUGAUAAGCAAUAUAAUUUUCAUAUUCGUAAAUGUUUUGUUGUACCACCACCACCAUCACAAACAACAAAUACAACAGCUUCAUUUCGUUGUCAUAUAUGUAGUGAAAAUUUUGAAAAAGAUCAAAGUUUGAAAUUACAUAUAAAACAUUUUCAUUCAUCACGUCCAUCAACACCGAAUGUAACUGCUAUACGAAGUGAUAAUGAAGUUCGUGUUCGAUUAGUAUCUCCUCCAGCUGUUUCAGUUAAACCAAAACCAUCAAUGAUUUCAACAAAUACAUGUCAGAUUUGUCAUCAAGAAUUUCCGAAACGUUUACUGUAUAAGAAACAUAUGUUAACACAUUUGGGAGAUAAACAUUUUGCAUGUACUUAUCCAGCAUGUAAAGAUACAUUUUAUUCACAAUCAAAUCUUGAUCGUCAUGUACGUACUGUACAUUUACGUGGAAGUCAUUCAUUUGUAUGUACAUUUCCUGAUUGUGGAAAAACAUUUACAAGAAAUGAUUCUUUAAAAAAUCAUCGUGCUAAACAUUUUCCUAAUAUGAUUAUGAAAUGUCCAUAUGUUGAUUGUGAAGAAAAAUUUCGUGUACGUUCAACAUAUCAUGCACAUGUUAAAAGACAUCGAAAUGAAAAACAACAAGCGUCAACUAUUUAUGUUUGUGUUCUACAAAAUUGUCAAUAUACAACAUCGAAUAAAGCAAGCAUGAAACAACAUUUAACAAAAGUACAUGAUUAUAAACAAGAAAAAGAUGAAGAUAUUCCUUAUAUUCAAUAUCCGUCCAAACCACACCAACAACAACAGCAGCAGCAGCAGCAGCAACAACAAACUCAACAACAACAACAACAAUCACUGCCUAUUGAAGAACCAACUUCAACGAAUAUUGUUGAAGUUUCAGCUCCAGUUGUAGUUAAACUACCCGGUGAUGAACCUCUUCCACCUCCGCCAAUUGUUGUACCUAUUACUCAACCAUUAGUUUCUGCACCACCGCCACAACCACUUCCGCCACCACCCUUAAGAGAUCCAUUCGAUUUCUUUGAUAUGUUAAUGAUGCCUGAUGUACCACUCGGUGAUCUUGAUUGGUUAAAUAUUGAAUCUGAAGAAAAUAUUCGUCCACGUAAACGUCAAAAUAUAAUUACAAUUAGCCGUGAUAUGGAAAGUUUAUCAACAGUUGUAGUAGAAAAUUUAAGUGGUUGUGCUCGAACAGAUUAUCGUAGUAAUCAUGCAUUACUUGAACGUGCGAAAUUUCGACGAAAAUUAUUGAAUUAUAAGCGCGAACUUUUGCGAGUUGAUUCUCAACCAGUUUCAACAUCAACUCAACGAUUAUCAUGUCAAUUAUCUGAUGAUAAUGAUAAUGAUGAUGAAGAUGAGGAUAUUCUUGAAACAACAACAUGGGAAACAAGUCCAAAACGAAUGAAACGAUGGGUUGAUGUUAAUGAAAAUUAA